Poecile atricapillus (Black-capped chickadee) is the source of this 2546-nucleotide messenger RNA. RefSeq names its product transmembrane serine protease 7 (gene TMPRSS7). The record is from RefSeq and is a predicted model, not a curated record. Lineage: Eukaryota; Metazoa; Chordata; Aves; Passeriformes; Paridae. Gene Ontology annotation, molecular function: serine-type endopeptidase activity; protein binding. Gene Ontology annotation, cellular component: plasma membrane. The transcript is spliced from 18 exons. Bases 1 to 2484 code for a protein of 827 amino acids. Gene Ontology annotation, biological process: proteolysis.
AUGGAUGAAAAAAAUGAUCCCCCAACAGCUAAACCUGAAGAUGAAGUAAGUAUAACCAACAUUUCGGUCCAAAUGGUAUCUGCAGAAGACAAGUUGGCAAAGAGGAUUCUAGCAAGGAAAAAGCAUGACAAAUUGAAGAAAAAAGAUAAGUUGCUAUGGAAUUUUCAAAACAAAAUAAUUCUCUUUACCCUCAUUCUAUUCGUUUUAGGAGUUGUAACCUGGACAUUACUGUGGCUCUUCAUUGUUCAGGCAGAAAACAAAGAUGCACUGUAUUUUGUUGGACUGUUUCGUGUUGCCAACAUAGAGUUCCUUCCAGAAUAUAGGCAGAAAGAGUCAAAGGAAUUCCUCUCUAUGGCACAGACUGUGCAGCAUGUGAUGAACUUGGUCUACACAACUUCUUCUUUCUCCAAAUUUUAUAAGCAGUCCACCGUCUCAGAAGUCAGUAACAACAACAAUGGAGGCCUUCUUAUUCAUUUCUGGAUCGUAUUUGUGGUACCACAGGCGAAGGGGCAAGUGCUGUGUGAGGAUUGUGUGGCUGCCAUUUUAAAGGAUUCCAUUCAGACAAGUAUAAUUAACCGGACUUCGGUGGGAAGUCUUCAGGGCCUUGCAGUCGAUAUGGAUUCCAUUGUCCUAAGUGCAGGUCUUCGGUCAGAUUAUUGGUCAACAACAGGAACAGGAACAAAUUGCAUGUAUGAUCUCUAUGCUGACAGACUACAUGAGCACUUUCCUCUGGAUACACGAGCUACCUCAGAGGGAACAAUCUGCUAUUUUAAGCUUAUUGCAUCUGUGGGCCACCUUAUCCGCCUUUCAAUAGUAUCCCUUCAGAUUGAAGCUGAUAACUGCAUCACUGACUCACUCACUGUUUAUGACUCUCUGGUGCCAAUCAAAGAUAAGAUACUCUACCGAGCCUGUGAAGCAGCUGAUUCAUUGGUGUCACUUGUGUCCACAAAUAAUCUCAUGCUGGUAAUAUUUAAGGCAGCUCAAGUAAAGGAGCAGAAGGAAUUCCGUGGCUAUUUUGAGGUCAUUGCACAAGAAAGGUGUGGAAAAGCAAUACUGACAAAAGAGGAAACCGGCUAUGAAGGGAGAAUCACAAGUCCAUAUUACCCAAGCUAUUAUCCUCCAAAAUGCCUGUGUGCAUGGAACUUCCAGACUCCACAGAAGAGCCUUGGUGUGGCUCUGAAGUUUCAUAACUAUACCAUUAGUGAGAAGAAUAUUAAAGGCUGUGAGCGAGGGUGGUGGAAAAUUAAUGAACGCAUGUACUGUGGUUACUAUGUUGAUCACCAAACAGUCUUCCACAUUAAGAGUUCUGCUGCCAGUGUGGAGCUUCAGUGCAGCUCAAAGGUCUCUGAGAAGCCUCUGCUGGUGGAGUAUGGCAGCUAUAGCAUCGGCCAGCCAUGUCCACCUGGACAUUUCAAGUGUUCUACUGGCUUAUGCAUCCAGCAGAUGCAGCGCUGUGAUGGCAUAAACAACUGCUUCGAUGAAAGCGAUGAACUCUCUUGUGUUGUCCCUGAGUGGAACUGUAACUCCAGCUUUGCAAUACAGGACAACUUGCUUGUCUGCAAUGGAGUAAGUGAUUGUGAGAACGGAAAAGAUGAGCAGAACUGCACUCAGAGUAUUCCCUGCACCAACCACACAUUCAAGUGCAGGAAUAACAUUUGCAUUAGGAAACAAUAUGCAAAGUGUGACGGGACUGUGGACUGUGUUGAUGGAAGUGAUGAAAGCAGCUGCAGUUGUGGCAGUAGCAAGAUCAGCAGUCUCAUCUCUCGGAUUGUAGGUGGCUCAAACACUGAGGAAGGUGAAUGGCCCUGGCAGGUCAGCCUUCAUUUUGUGGGAGCCGCUUACUGUGGAGCAUCAGUGAUAUCGAAGGAAUGGCUUGUGUCUGCAGCCCACUGCUUUCAAGGGAGCAAACUGGCUGACCCCAGAGCAUGGCGUGCCCACCUGGGCAUGCAAAUGCAAGGCCAUGCCAAGUUUGUGUCUGCAGUAAGGCGGAUCGUAGUGCAUGAGUACUACAACAGCAGGAACUACGACUACGACAUCGCGCUGCUGCAGCUGAGCACGCCGUGGCCUGACACCAUGAGCCACCUCAUCCAGCCCAUCUGCCUCCCUCCCUCUUCCCAUAAAGCCCGCAGUGGGGACAAGUGCUGGAUAACAGGUUGGGGCCAGAAGCAGGAAGCAGAUGAUGAAGGUUCAGUAGUUCUUCAGAAAGCAGAGGUAGAAAUUAUUGACCAGACAUUAUGUCAUUCCACAUACGGGAUUAUCACAGCUAGGAUGUUUUGUGCUGGGCUAUCAUCUGGGAAAAGAGAUGGGUGUAAAGGUGAUUCUGGUGGACCACUAUCAUGUCAAAGCAAUGGAGAUGGAAAAUGGUUUUUGACUGGCAUUGUGAGCUGGGGUUAUGGAUGUGGAAGACCAAAUUUCCCAGGUGUCUACACAAGAGUGUCAAAUUUUGCACAAUGGAUACACAAAUAUGUGCCUUCAGACUUGUAACUUGAAAACUUUUUUCUUGGAAUAAAACAUGUCCUGGAUAUCUUCAUUAAAAUCAUAUUUGG